UAUCUAAUAUUUGUGUAUGUUUAAUUAAGAGCCUUUUUAGAUAUACUGUACAGUAAUUAUUUUUACACGGUUCCACAAGUCAACAGUUUUGUUUUAAUACUUCAUGUUUUCUUUUUCAAGGCAAAUGGCAUAUGUCCCCAAACUGGUUUACAGAUAUGGCUACAGCGCGGACCAAUCAAUGAAGGGCUAUGCCAGUUUCAGUCUGGCAGUCUUUAAUGUAAAUGACUUCCAGGGUAGAGAGUGUACUGGAUGACCCCCAGUUCGAUAUCUUUGGAAAUGUGACAUACUGCAGAUACCGCGACUACCGUCAACCGCCCACAAAUUACGUAGGAGAUGCAGGAGUAGGCACGGGAGAGGAAUACACAUUUACGCUGGUCUACUGGCACAUCCUGGCCGCCAGGCUUGCUUUCAUUGUCGUGUUUGAGAACUUGAUUGUAUUUGCAACCUGGUUGAUGAUGUACCUCAUCCCAGACAUGCCAGGAUCAGUGAAGCUUCAGAUGCUGAGAAAAAAAAUCUUGGCCAAGAAGGCACUUUAUACAGCGGAGACAGUAACGAAGGCAGGAUGUGGCGAUGAUAAUGCCACAAAUGCCAACAAUACGCAAUUUUACAGUGUUUAUCUCCUAGAAAAAUGAUAACCGGGAAAAGGUCUGAUACAAAGGAGGAGUAUUUGCCCAUUUACUGACAUCAAUCAACAAACUCUACCAUUGUGUGUUUCAGAGUUCUGUUCAUCAGAAAGCACAGGAAACAAAUAUUUGAUAUUGCAGAAUUUUCUGGAGACAAUUUGUAUUUCACUGUAUAUAAUUCAAAGUCAACUGUUAACUUGUGAUUUUUAGAAUAAUCUGUGGUUAUCAUAAAUACACAUUUUUGAUUUUUUUUUGCCAGAAUCUCAAUCUGACAACAAAUUAUACAUUUAAGUGUUUUUCUACGCAGCCUUAAAGGGAUAUAAUAUACAUCUUGUCACGUUUACGACAGACCAAGUAGCUGUAACUGUAGUGUAGCUAUAAUCCAUUAUAACCCAGUACUUUCAGGUUGUAGAUAUAGUAUUAAGUAUUAAAACCAAAAUCUUGUUAUUAGACAUUUGAUUUAAAACAAACAUUGAAUCUUUUGUUGUGAAAUUUAUAGACAUAUAUACUUGUUAUUAUUGAAGACUGUUAGAAAAAGUUUG
Molecule: messenger RNA, 1165 nt
Organism: Mizuhopecten yessoensis (Yesso scallop)
Lineage: Eukaryota; Metazoa; Mollusca; Bivalvia; Pectinida; Pectinidae
Product: anoctamin-4-like
Exons: 3
Coding region: 222-632 (136 amino acids)
Source: RefSeq, a predicted model, not a curated record